UUCGUACCUAAAUAUGUAUAAAUUCAAAAUACGUAAUAAAACCGCCAUAUAUCUCGAUCAUCGAGAAUUAAUUAAUAAUAUGUAUAACAAAAAUAUUGCUGAAGCAGAAAAAAUUUGUGAAUUACAAAAGGAGCUAUUCCAUUUCCAUGAACGAGGGAAAGAUAUUGACGGCCACAGUGUGACGCAGAAACCAAAGACUGAAGCUAAGAAUGUCCAACAGGCAAACGACCAAACUAAUGCAAGAAAACGAAAGUCAAAAAACAUUAAAGCGAUUACAGAGCUUACCCAUUUUCAAGCCGUAACAGAAGAUAUUUUGCAGCACCUCAGGCAAUAUAAACAGUUCCAACUAAUCGAAAAACACACUGAUAAUAGUUUUCCACGAUAUUGGGAAGAAAUUACUGCAGAAGAUUUUCCCAUUUUUAAUGGCGCGAACAACACUACCGCAUUCCAAGACUGUAAGUUUGGCGCGCUUUCUUACAUCAUACCACCACAAUGCAAGUUUUUCAACUGUCAGGUAGAAGAGUUAACAAAAUUGCUGCCACAAUUAACAGCAAAUUCAGGAGGUUACGACCUCAUUGUAUUAGAUCCACCUUGGCGCAACAAGUAUAUUCGGCGUUUAAAGCGUGCGCGUCAAGAACUUGCUUAUAAAAUGCUUAAUACCGAGCAACUAAGUCAAAUGCCUAUGCAGCAUCUAGUGCAUAAACUUAGCAUAGUGGCCAUAUGGUGUACAAAUUCCAGUGAACUUCAACGUGCUAUUGUUGAGGAGUUACUGCCCAAAUGGAAUUUACGCCUAUUGCAAAAAUUAUACUGGUUGAAAAUUAACACUAACGGCAAACUAAUUGGACCCAUCGACACAAGUGGUAUGAAGAAGCAGCCCUUUGAAAUGCUAUACAUAGCGUGCCAUUUGGAAAGUGAACCAGAUUUUGGCGCUGUUUUGCAAAAUGUUACAACGAUUCUGAGCGUACCAAGUAUUGUGCACUCACACAAGCCGCCACUGCUGCCUUGGCUUAAGGAAGUGCUACCGGAAAACCCCAAUUGCUUAGAGAUAUUUGCGCGUUAUUUGCAGCCCCAAUUCACAUCGAUUGGAUUAGAAGUAUUGAAAUUAAUGGAUGAACGUCUAUACACAAAGUGCAGUAAAAGCGUAGUAUAAAUUAAAUUAAGUAAUACAUUUUAAGUUAUUUUUCAUUUUAUUGUUAAAUGUUAAUGAGAAAGUGUACAUUACAUAUAUGAAGGCGACGUUGAUCUUGCAAUUCGUCACAAGCGUUUACGAUAUAGUUCAGUAGCGUACGGUAAAUUAUUUAAAGCGCAACUUUUGUGUUUAUUUUGUUUCAUUCACUUUUAAUAGAACUCAAAUACAAAUUUUUUAAGAAUCAAUAAAGAGUGUGUGUUUAACAGAAACACAGUGUAAGUGAAAGUAUUUAAAUAUUUUUUUUUUUUUAAUUUGUUU
Molecule: messenger RNA, 1447 nt
Organism: Zeugodacus cucurbitae (melon fly)
Lineage: Eukaryota; Metazoa; Arthropoda; Insecta; Diptera; Tephritidae
Gene: Mettl4
Product: N(6)-adenine-specific methyltransferase METTL4
Exons: 1
Coding region: 14-1150 (378 amino acids)
Cellular component (GO): nucleus; RNA N6-methyladenosine methyltransferase complex
Molecular function (GO): nucleic acid binding; methyltransferase activity
Source: RefSeq, a predicted model, not a curated record